Molecule: messenger RNA, 3277 nt
Organism: Acanthoscelides obtectus
Lineage: Eukaryota; Metazoa; Arthropoda; Insecta; Coleoptera; Chrysomelidae
Source: the annotation of a GenBank genome assembly
AUGACUGAAUCAGAGGUUUCUGAUGUUAGAGCCUUGAUAAGACGACGCGGUAUAUUUAAAGCGAAAUUGACGCUUUUUGAGAAAUACAUACACGAUGUUGAAAGCUUGGAUGACGAUACGAGGGGCAAGUCAAGGAUAGUCGAAUUGGAGCAACGUAUAAAUAACUCUAAAGCUCUACUUUCUGGGUUUGAUGAAGUACAGUCUCAGAUCGAAUGUGAGCAUGAAGAAAAUUUAGAACAAUCAUUAGACGACAAUGAGGUUGCUACUAGUCAUUGUACAUUGGCAACUAUGAGAAAUGGUAUCUUACCUACUGCAAGGGUGAAAGCAUAUAGUACUGCCAAUUCUAAACAUCAUGCUGUUGUUCGAGCGUUAUUGGACUGCGGUUCACAGUCGAGCUUUAUAACCUCACGCCUUUGCGAAAAACUGAAUUUAACUAAAACUAAGCAAAAAUUAGCGGUAUCUGGUAUUAACGACAAAUUGACUUAUGCAAAUUACAAAUGUGACAUAAUAAUAAAGUCCAGUGUAGGUUCUUAUUCGUUUAAUCUCUCAUGUUUUGUGCUGGACAAGAUUACCACCGACAUUCCCGAUGCUCCAAUAAAUGCCAAAUAUCUAAAUAUCCCUGUUAAUAUCGAGUUAGCCGAUCCAGAGUUCUAUGAUCCGCAAUCCAUUGACGUUUUGAUCGGAGCAAAUGCCUUUUGGGAUCUCUUAAGCUUGGGACGAAUCAAUUUAGGUACUAAUUUGCCUACAUUACAGAAUACCCGGUUAGGUUGGGUUGUUCCUGGAUCAAUGGAUAUACCUACGACAAAAUCGCAUUGUGGGUUGACCAGAAAUAUUUUGGUCCAAGACCAACUAGCUAAAUUCUGGGAAGUUGAGGAAGUAGAUCCAAAAAAACCCUGGUCGGUAGAAGAGACUUUAUGCGAAGAACAUUUCGUAAAUCACUUGACAACUUCUGAAGAAGGUAGAUAUGUAGUAUCUCUUCCACUUAAGGACUCUCCGGCAAAACUUGGCGAGUCUCGUGACAUUGCAGUCAAACGAUUCAUAUCACUUGAACGAAGGUUAAUGACCAAUGAAAAAUUCCGGAAAUUGUAUAUAGACUUCUUAGAUCAAUACGGGAAUUUAGGACAUGUGACAGAGAUCACGUGCGAUGGAAAGGAUGAUACGGAAUAUUUUAUGCCGCACCACGGGGUGCUGAAAGAAUCCAGCUGCACCACAAAAUUGCGCGUUAUGUUUAAUGCGUCGAUGCCUACAUCUAGCGGUUUACCUUUGCACGAUUUACAGAUGACAGGUUCUAUCAUUCAGCAAGAUCUUUUCAACAUUAUUAUUAGAUUUCGUUUGCGAUCCGUUGUACAGUCUAGUGAUAUAAAGAUGAUGUACAGACAAGUAUUGAUGAAUCCUGAUCAGCGUAAAUUACAGAAAAUUGUAUGGCGUUCAAAUCCCAAUGAACCACUUAAAACAUUUCAAUUGAAUACCGUCACAUACGGAACUACAGCGGCAUCCUUUUUAGCGAUCAGAUGUUUACAUCAAAUUGCUGAUGAGUGCGAAACUGGGCACCCAACCAUAUCGAAGAUCAUCCGAAACGAUAUGUACGUCGAUGACGUAUUAACUUCUGUCAAUACUGAGGAUGAAGCUUGUUAUAUAAAAGAUCAGAUUUCACGGAUAUUACUCCAGCGGGGUUUUGAACUGAGAAAGUGGAAAUCUAACAGUAAAAACUUAACCAAUGAUUCCGGCAAAGAAUAUUCGCAGAAUAUUGUGGAAUUUUCAGCAAACAAAGAUCACGAAACUAAGACUCUAGGUCUCUCUUGGAAAUGCGAUCAAGAUGUUUUGAAAUAUAAAAUAAACGUGAACAAGGUACAACAUACUCAAGUCACGAAACGGACCAUUCUUUCCAGAAUUUCGACUAUUUUCGAUCCUUUGGGUCUAGUUAGCCCUUGCAUAAUAAUCGGCAAAAUAUUAUUACAGAAACUUUGGUCUGAAAAACUUACCUGGGACCAGCCGUUACCGAGUCAUGUUCUUAAAGCAUGGUCUGAGUUUUCGACUGAUUUAGAUGCAUUAAACCAUUUGUUAGUCGAACGACAAGUAACUUGUACCAAUCCAUCCUACAUAGCACUGCACGCGUUUGCCGAUAGCUCGGAAUCUAGUUAUGGAGCAUGUGUUUAUGUCGUUUCAAAAAACGCAAAGGGAACUGCAUCGUCAAAUCUACUGUGCGCAAAGUCAAAGGUAGCCCCUCUCAAAUCUUUGACGAUGCCACGACUGGAAUUGUGCACCACUCUAGUCCUGUCUCAAUUGACAGAAAAGGUCAUAAACACCCUUGAUAUUAAAUUUGCUCAUGUUUAUUGUUGGUCGGAUUCAGCCAUCGUGUUGGGUUGGCUACAAACAUCUCCAAACCUACUAAAGCCAUUUGUUGCGAACCGCGUAGCCGAAAUUCAGAGACUUACCGAGACCUUCGAAUGGAGACACGUACCUACAUGUGAUAAUCCAGCGGAUAUCGUAUCAAGAGGUCUUAAUCCCAAACAACUACUUCAUUCCAAGUUAUGGUUUCACGGACCCUCUUGGUUAAGCAGUCCAGAUGACUGGCCUAUCAUGGCAUCUGGCUUAGAGCGAGUAAAGUUUGGUUACAAAGACUAUGAGCAAAAGCUCAGAAAAUGGUUCGAUGACUGCAAUCUGAUGACGAGCAAAAAUACUCUUCUGAUGUAGAAGAUUCCAAUGACGAAACAUAGCAGGAAGAUAAAAUUAUAGAAGAUGACUGUUCUUCCACUUCUGAGCAGGACUAUGUUCCUUCAGAUCAUGAAGAAGAGGACAGUGAAUUAGAAAUGUCGGUAGACCAAGAUUCGAAUUCGAGCCGCGAUAAUGUGCAAAGUGAUCAUGUUACAGGUGUAGUCAGUUAUAAAGGUAAAAACGGUUAUAUCUGGAAGUCCGAGGAACCCAAUAAAGCUGUAAGAACGCCCAAACAUAACAUUAUAAUCAAAUUGCCCAGUCUAAAACCAGCAGCAAGUCGUUUGGGGAACAAUCCUGAUGUUGGUGAAAUUUGGAACCUUUUAUUCGACAACGAGAUGCUAAAUGAAAUCGUAUUGCGAACAAAUGAAAAAUUGGAAAUAGUAAGAUCUACCCACAAGAACUCUAAUACCACAGAUUACAAGAAUACUAACCUUAUUGAAAUAAGAGCUUUUAUCGGUCUUCUUAUGCUAACAGCUAUAUUCCGGUCGAACCAUGAAAAUAUGCUAUCAUUAUUCUCAAAUAAGUGUACAGGUCGUCCCAUAUUCAGAGCAGUAAUGUCUUC